This is a messenger RNA of Manis pentadactyla (Chinese pangolin), 810 nucleotides long. RefSeq lists its product as uncharacterized. The record is from RefSeq and is a predicted model, not a curated record. Lineage: Eukaryota; Metazoa; Chordata; Mammalia; Pholidota; Manidae. Bases 1 to 519 code for a protein of 172 amino acids. The transcript has a single exon.
AUGGACUUCUCUCUGGGCCUACGCUUGGGGCCUCGGAACAAGAAGGCCACCCUCCAACAACUCCCUACACCCUCUGGGCAUGGUCCACCAGCUGCCUCUCCUUGUCUGUCCUGUGUUCCCUCUGCCUGUGCCUGCCACUGCCCUGGCUGCCUCCCUCCCUGCUGCUCCUGCACUGUCUCUCCCUCCUACGUGGCUACCUGCCCCUCCUGUCCCAGCCUCCCUGGCCCACCUUAUACCACCUGUUCCUGCCCUCCCUGCCCUGCCUGUCCUCCCUUGACUGGCCCCCACAGCUCCUGUGUCCCAUGCUCUGGUCCACACCUGAUCUGCUGCCCCUCCUCAUCUUGCCCCACUUGCCCUUGUUCUGUGGGCCAAGCCGCCUGCCCAAGCUCCUACUUGGGCUGCAGUGACAGCUGUGGCUUUGGCCGAGGGGUUGGCUGGGGGCCUCUAGGCUCCACUGGCCGCUGCAGCUGUUGCUCCCGGGGACAACGCACCUCUCAGGGACACUGUCUCAUAGUCUAGCUGGGCCACUGCCCCCGAGAGAUUGCCAGUCUCCCAGAGCACUUCUGCAAGCUGCUUCCUCAGGCAGAAGGCAGAAGCUCUGGAGUAAGGAGAGGAUCAGCUGGACCCCACAGCCAGGCAGGUAAAGGCAGGAGGCUGCACAGAACCCCUGGCAUCCCCCUCAGUCCUAGGGGUGAGACGGGGCAUCUGCUUUGAAGUUAGUCCCUGGGCAUGCUCCUGCUGGUUCCAGAACCUCCUCUACUGCAACUCCUGAAAUUGAAGAUGUUCUUCUCAGUGCCUGCUCCGUGGCCU